Messenger RNA from Merops nubicus (carmine bee-eater), 1574 nucleotides. RefSeq names its product pyridine nucleotide-disulphide oxidoreductase domain 2 (gene PYROXD2). Lineage: Eukaryota; Metazoa; Chordata; Aves; Coraciiformes; Meropidae. The annotation marks the transcript as partial. Gene Ontology annotation, molecular function: oxidoreductase activity. The record is from RefSeq and is a predicted model, not a curated record. The transcript is spliced from 15 exons.
GGCACAACGGGCUGGUGGCAGCUGCCUACCUGCAGCAGGCAGGGGUGCGCACGGCUGUGCUGGAGAAACGCCAUGUGCUGGGUGGUGCGGCUGUCACGGAGGAGAUCGUGCCAGGCUUCAAGUUCUCCCGGGCGUCGUACCUGCUCAGCCUGCUGCGGCCGCAGAUCUACACUGAGCUGGAGCUGCGGCGAUACGGUCUGAAGGUGCUCCCACGGGACCCCUACUCAUUCACCCCACUGCUGGAAGACAGGAGUGUCCCCCGCUCCCUCUUGCUGGGCCACGACAUGGCCCAGACCCAGCAGCAGAUCGCCCAGUUCUCCCAGAAGGACGCCCAGGCUUACCCUGAAUAUGAGGCAUUCAUGGGGCGCUUGGUGUCAGCCAUCGACCCGCUGCUGGAUGCCCCCCCGGUGGAUACAGCUGCCCUGGGGCAGGGCUCCCUGCUCCAGCAGCUGAGGGCCCUGCGAGCUCUGCGGCCCCUGCUGCGGGCAGGGCUGGCGCUGGGACGGCAGCUGCCUCGCUAUUACGAAGUGCUCACAGCCCCCAUCUCCAAGAUCCUGGAUCAGUGGUUCGAGUCAGAGCCCCUGAAGGCAACUCUGGCUACUGACGCGGUGAUCGGAGCUAUGGCCAGUCCCCACACCCCUGGCAGUGGGUAUGUGCUGUUGCACCACGUGAUGGGUGAGCUGGAGGGACGGCAGGGAGCCUGGGGCUAUGUGGCCGGUGGAAUGGGGGCCCUGUCCCAAGCCAUUGCCCGCUCGGCGGUGUGCCACGUACUGCUGGGCAGGGAUGGGCGGGCACAGGGAGUCGCACUGCAGGACGGGACGGAGGUGAGGAGCAAACUGGUGCUGUCCAACGCCUCCCCCCAAAUAACCUUCCUGGAGCUCAUCCCCCAGGAACACCUACCAGAGGAUUUUGUCCAGCAAAUCCAGCAAGCUGACACACGCUCCCCUGUCACCAAGAUCAACGUGGCGGUGGACCGGCUGCCCAGCUUCCUGGCUGCCCCCAAUGUCCGUGACGGCCAGCCCCUGCCACACCACCAGUGCUCCAUCCAUCUCAACUGUGAGGGCACCCACCUCCUGCAUCAGGCCUUCACUGAGGCCACCCACGGGCACCCUUCCAGCAGGCCCAUGAUCGAGCUCUGCAUCCCUUCGGUGCUGGACCCAGGGCUGGCCCCACAGGGCUGCCACGUCGUGUCCCUCUUCACCCAGUACACCCCCUCUGUGCUGGCAGGCGGGCAGCCCUGGGACGAGCAGGCCAGGAAUGCAUACGCAGACACGGUAUUUGACUGCAUCGAAGCCUAUGCCCCGGGGUUCAAGGCAUCCGUCAUCAGCAGGGAUAUCCUGACACCACCAGAUCUGGAGAGGAUCUUUGGGCUGCCUGGUGGGAACAUCUUCCAUGGAGGGAUGUCUCUGGAUCAGCUGUAUUUUGUCCGGCCAGCACCAUCCUAUUCAGGCUACCGGACCCCCGUUCCCGGCCUGUACCUCUGUGGAAGCGGAGCCCACCCUGGAGGAGGAGUGAUGGGAGCAGCAGGACGGAAUGCUGCCCGGGUGGCCCUCGAGGACUUCAGGCGCCUGUGA